AUGUUCGUGACGUCCAGGCACGAAAAUGACAAAGUCCUCGUCCACGAGAUCCCAAUUCCCGAACCCAAAAAAGACCAACUCCUCGUCAAAAUCACCGCCGCCUCCCUCUGCCACUCCGACCUCAUGAUGUCCCGACGCCCCUCCGGCCUCGGGCCCCUAACAAUCGGCCACGAAGGCGUCGGCGUCGUCUCCAAACUACACCCCUCCUCCGAAGGACACGGCUUCCGCAUCGGCGACACGAUCGGGAUGAUAUGCAUCAUAGACGCAUGCUACGAGUGUGAAGGGUGCCGCGUGCAUGGAUCUUUCUGCGUUGGGUCGAGGAAGGGCGGCGCGAAGAUUCAGGGGUUGGCGGCCCAUGGGUAUUUUGCUGAGUUUGCGGUUGUGGAUUGGAGGAGUGCGAUUCUUUUGCCGGGGAGUUUGCCGGUGGAGAGGAUGAGUCCGUUGUUUUGUGCAGGGAUCACGUCCUUCCACGCCGUCGACAAAUGCAGUCUCGAACCCAGUCAAUGGCUCGCGAUCGUCGGCUGCGGUGGCCUCGGGCAGUUAGCAGUCCGGUACGCCAAAGCCAUGGGCCUGAAAAUCUGCUGCUUAGACGUGAACGACCAAGUCCUCGAGACAGCCUCCCAGAACGGCGCAGACGCCAUAUUUAACACCCAAAAAGACCCCAAAUUCGUCAGGAAAAUCCGUCAGUUGACCCAAAGCCGUGGCUGCCACGCCGCUGUCGUCUUCAGCGAUGCAGAAGCAGCGUACACCACCGCACAGAGAAUUUUGACGUUCGAUGGGCUGCUGAUGGUCGUGGGCAUGCCAGAUACUCCCCUGAAGUUUCCAGCGUUCGCCAUCUCGACGAACCUUAUUCGUGUCAAAGGGGCGAGCAAUGGGACGGCGGCGGAGUUGAAGAAGGCUGUGGAUUUCAUGGCGAAGCAUCAUAUCGUUCCUGAUGUGCAAUUUCGGCCGUUGGAGGAGAUGCCGCAGAUGUGGUGGGAGAUGGCGAAUGGCAAGGCGAAGGGGAAGUUGGGGGUUUCUUUUAUUGAUGCGAAGAGUAGACUCUGA
Messenger RNA from Zasmidium cellare ATCC 36951, 1047 nucleotides. RefSeq lists its product as uncharacterized. Lineage: Eukaryota; Fungi; Ascomycota; Dothideomycetes; Mycosphaerellales; Mycosphaerellaceae. Gene Ontology annotation, molecular function: oxidoreductase activity. The coding region runs from base 1 to 1047 and encodes 348 amino acids. The record is from RefSeq and is a predicted model, not a curated record. The transcript is spliced from 3 exons.